Messenger RNA from Pseudovirgaria hyperparasitica, 1558 nucleotides. RefSeq names its product GroES-like protein. Bases 302 to 1387 code for a protein of 361 amino acids. The record is from RefSeq and is a predicted model, not a curated record. Lineage: Eukaryota; Fungi; Ascomycota; Dothideomycetes; Acrospermales; Acrospermaceae. The transcript has 2 exons. Gene Ontology annotation, molecular function: oxidoreductase activity, acting on NAD(P)H.
CGGGGGAUAAACGACCGUGGUUGGGGAUCCGAGGAGAUAUAUAAGGUGGUUGAGCACCUAGAUAUGUUUAAAAACAGCUUUAUAUUAGCAUGGUCUGCUUCUCAGUUAUGAGUUUACGCUGCUGAUUUUGACGUCAGUUCUCGCACUUCUUAGAUCUCAGUCACGACAUUGCCUCCGUCGGAUUCCAUCAUUCCAUGAUUGGUAGAUAUACACUCCGUCUGGCACAAAAUCCGAACAUCCGUCCACUUUCUGAGCCUUCUUCUGAACUCAUCAACGCAUUUCCACCUACCAUCCAUCCAACAUGUCGAUCCCCGCAACCCGACGAGCCUUGACGAUUCUCGGCCCCGGCGAAGUCGCCGUGCAAGAGCGUCCACUCUCCCCCACUCUCCGCCCGGACUACAUGCUCGUCAAAACCGCCGCGAUCGCGCUCAACCCAGCAGACUGGAAACUGCUCACGAGGCGACCGAACAAGGGCACGAUCCUCGGCCUCGACUACGCCGGCACCGUCGUCGCCAUCUCAGCCAACCCGACACAUGACUUCGCGGUCGGCGAUCGCGUCGCCGGCAUGGUCUAUGGCAACUACGUGUUCAACGCCGAAGACGGUGCGUCUGCCGACUACGUAUAUGCCAAGACGGGGAUUGCGUGCAGGGUGCCGCCCGCGAUGACGUGGGAGGAGGCGGCUACGCUGGGCGUGGGCGUCACGACGGUUGGGCAGGGGUUGUAUCAGAGUUUUGGGCUGCCGUGGCCGGGGAAGGCGGAGAUGGGGGAGGUGUUGGGGGGGAGGAGGAGCGUGCUGGUGUAUGGUGCGAGUACGGCGACGGGGACGUUGGCGGUGCAGAUGGCGAAGCUCUCCGGCCUCGAAGUGAUAGCAACAUGUUCGCCGCACAACUUUGACAUGGUCCGCUCUCUCGGCGCCGACGCCGUAUUCGACUACAAGUCCCCCAGCUGUGGCGCCGACAUCAACGCCUUCACAUCCAACAGCCUCCUCUACGCGUUCGACUGCAUCUCCGAAGGUACCUCGCUGGCAAUCUGCGCCGCCGCCCUGUCAACCUCGAGCCCUGGUGGCAAUGGCAUCACGCCAAAAUACGGCGUCCUCCUUCCCGUCCCGGAGGACAAGUUCCCGCGUGACGAUGUGAAGCCGGUGCUGACGCUGGGGUAUAGUGCGUUUGGGGAGAAGUAUCGGUUUCGAGGGGCGGAUUUUGAGGAGAAGGGGGAUUAUGUCUGGAUUGAGCGGUGGUGGACUCAUGUGCAGGAGCUGUUGGAGCGUGGGCUGAUCAAAGCGCACCCGCCAGAUGUGAGGGAGGGGGGACUGGAGGGUGUGGUGGCUGGAUUGAAAGAUCUCGAGGAUGGUAAGGUCAGUGGGGUGAAGUUGGUAUAUAUGUUAUGAGGUUGGUUUGGGCAGAGUGAGAUGGAUGGAGCUGGCUGGGUCGGGGAGGUACGUAACGACAUAGCGGAGAAUGUUAUGUGUGUCGCUGAGACAUGGAUGGUAUAUCCCAUGCGCUUCUUACAGCAUACGCAUGUAAAAGCUAUGCGAAGCCAUGAUUCUGCGACACGAUAU